This is a messenger RNA of Canis lupus familiaris (dog), 2300 nucleotides long. Its product is annotated as putative tetratricopeptide repeat protein 41. Gene Ontology annotation, cellular component: Cul4-RING E3 ubiquitin ligase complex. NCBI's taxonomy places the organism in Eukaryota, Metazoa, Chordata, Mammalia, Carnivora, Canidae. The record is from RefSeq and is a predicted model, not a curated record.
AGGAAAGUGCGCCAACUCCCUUGAGCCUCUUUCGAGGAAAGGCGAUGGACUCCCCUCGGCCCAACGGAGGCCCCGGAACCUCCCUCCCGGGCUCAACGCCCCCAGAACCUUCGAGAAGAGGCCGCGAGGGAGGAGGGGGGGCGUCCGGGGCUGCCCGCUCCUCCCGGAUCACUCACCGAAGGUCAGCAGGACGCAGCAGAGGCCCAGCACCCACAGGGCCCUCAUGGCGCGCGGCCGGUGGGAGUCUCACGUCCUUUUUGAUAGUAGGAGCCGCCUCCACCCCCCACCCCGGGGAUCAGACGCUCAGACCACAAGCCGCGCGGUCCGCCCACUACCCCCCAAACAGGCCGGGCCGCUUUUCACCCCAGCCUCGCGCGGGAGGGGGACGGGAAACACGAACCCGCCAAUGGGGCCGCACCACGCACCCCCUGCACCCAAUGGGGACUCGAGGGGGGGGCCGCAGUGCGCCAAUCGGAGCCGUCCAGGUGCGGUGCCUGGUGCCCGAAGCGUGGCUCCCCCCGAUUGGUCAGCCGUGGCCCCCCUUCUCCAAUCAGAGGGCUCCGCGGGCCCUCUCACGCGGGACCGCCCCUUUGCCUGGGAAGCUCGGGCCUCUCAGGGAAACGGCCCAAUGAACGUCAGCACAGAACGCAACCCUCGUUUUGGAGAGGGCGCAGAGGAACCACUUCCGGGUUCUUGAGCGCGUUUAUUCCGUGACCAGGGGAAACGGUAGUCAUGGCAACGGUUCUUCUCCUGCCCAGUCUCCGCGCUGGGUCUCGUUGCGAAUGAUUCCUGCGCGCCUUUCCGAGUUCAGCCUUCUUUUUGGUGGUGCAUCCCGGAGAAGAGAAACACGUGAGACGUGGAAAAUCUCCGGAGUACUUUUUAGGUGGAUGUGUCCUAACUUAAACUAGAUUUUCAGCUCUAAUCUGUCUGUUGGUUGACACUUCUCCCCUUCAUGUGUCAAUAAGAAAGAAACCAUCUUGGGGAAAGUUUUCAAAGUGGAAGUCUUAGAAGCAGUGGAGAUCGGCAGCUAUGCCAGGAUGAAAAUUGUUAUGUUUUAAACAUGAUGUCAUCCCCUGAGCAAAGUGAAAUUAGCCCAAAGGCAAAUGUAGACAGGCAUACCCAAUUUGUCUUAAAGUGCCAGAAACCCAUUCAGCCUUACAUCUGCUCAACUCUGAAGGAUUUUCAAGAAGAGAGAGACUUUUUGGCCAACUACAUCUUCCCUCAACUUAAUGAACUCUGCAGUUCCCGGGGCACUUAUUUCAAAGCUGUAGACCUCAGGUGGUCAGGGUUAAAGGCCUCACCACCCUUACCCUCCAACCUGUUUAGACAGCAUUCUUGUCUCCACUCCCAGACGAAGCUCUGUCUUGACUAUGUGAAUAGCUGCUUCCCCUUUUUCAUUGGCAUGUUGGGUCAGACAUACGGGGACUUUGUCCCUGACCACAUGCUUUUAAUGAUCUCCAAAGUGACAGACUUGUCCAGUUUAUCCACCGUAGAGCAGAAUCUCUAUGUUCCUGCAAAAAAUGGUUACAAAAAAAAAAAAAAGUACUCUUGGGUCCUGGAGAAUCCCAACUACACUUUGACAGAGUUUGAGAUCAUCCAAGCAGCAUUUCGGAAUGAGUCUCCGUUUCAGUAUUUUUACUUUAGGAGUGGAAGCACGCUGCUGAAGACUUUAGAUGAGGAAAAGGAGAGGCUGUCCUCAGGCUCUCUGAAUGACGAAGAAAAAUUAAAGAUUGAAAAGCUGAAGGCCAAGAUUAUUAGUAAAGGCCUCCCUGUUCGAUUUUAUAAAGAUCUCCAUGAGUUGGGUGAGCUGGUUUUUAAGGACUGGUCAGUUGUGAUAGAACAACUUUACCCAGACACAUUAAUGAUUGAAAAUAUAGACUAUAAGCACAACUUUGAAUGUUACCAUCAUGAAGACUUUACUGAGAAGUGCAAGCAAGUGUUUGUUAUUUCCAAGGAAUCAAACAGAACCUUCGAAGUCUUGGAAAGAUUUGCCUUAGAGGAUGUGGAAGUUGAAUUUAGCAAUUCUGUGGCAGGUUCCAGUUUAAAUUCUAUUCUCAGAAUAAAUCCUGUUCCAGUUUACAAGUCCAUUAUGCCCUUGUCUGGAGAACGUGGUUGUGGGAAGUCUACUCUGAUCGCCAACUGAGUGAAUUAUUUCAAAAAGAAAUACCUGUGAAAGCAGUGACAUCAUGUCUGUGAUACAUUAUUUCAUCACAGAGUUAGAGUACAAAAACUAUGGUACUGGAAUCAAGCUUUAACUUUGGAAAAUUUGUGUUAGAGAUGAUAUAUCCUGUCUUGCUGUU